Messenger RNA from Penicillium macrosclerotiorum, 348 nucleotides. RefSeq lists its product as uncharacterized. The transcript is spliced from 2 exons. The coding region runs from base 1 to 348 and encodes 115 amino acids. The record is from RefSeq and is a predicted model, not a curated record. Lineage: Eukaryota; Fungi; Ascomycota; Eurotiomycetes; Eurotiales; Aspergillaceae.
AUGGUCCUUUUUGCAGAUGCGGCGCCGGCGUUAGCAGGCACCACGAUCCUAUUGACGACCUUGGCAAUUUUGACAUUUGGCUUGCGCGUUUAUUGCAGAAUAAGUCGCAGGUCUUGGGGACUAGAAGAUUGGAUUAUGUCGGUUUCAUGGGUCAGUACUCCCGAGGAAGUCUGGAGUUGUUCGCCUAAUGUGCCAUUCUGCGUACUUGUGGCUGGGUGUCUGGGCGGAUCUUUCAAUGGAAUUGGGGCACGUGAUUCGACCCUUACAAAGCCUGGGAAUGAAAAAUACCAAAUCGAAGCACAAAAGGUGAUCGCGGCUUCUGCAACAGCUAUCGAUUAUGAUGAAUAG